AUGGUCAGAAGGUUUGAUAUACGUUUAAUUCAUGAAAAACCGCGCCGCGGGAUAAAACAAUCACCAUACAAGGCAUUAUUUGGAAUAGAACCCAGAGUAGGACUUUCGACUUCCUCUUUGCCGCAAGAAAUCAUAAAUGAUAUUCAGGAUAAAGAUGAUUUAAGGAAGGUAAUAGAAGAUGAUCGUAAUGUUAACCUAACAGAAGAUAGUGAUGGUAACGUUGUGGAAGUUAGUAAUCGAGAAAAAGUUUCUUCAUAUGAAAAUGACAUUCAUAAAGCUAGAACAACUGCAGCAGAAAAUCUUGUGAAACAGGCUAAGAAAAUGAAAGCUACUUCUGACAAGUCUCAUCCACCUGCCAACAUUGGAGAUAAUGUGACUAUACCGAUUCCAGAUGUUGCUAAAGGCAAAGGUGAUCUCAGAAACAUUAUUGGAGUUAUUCUUCAGAAAAAUGACGAGGGUUUUUACAAAGUUGGCACCAAACAUGGAAUCAGAAUUCGGCUUUUGCAAUCAAACUUUUUUAGAGGUAGCAGAUGUAAACCAAGUCUCUGA
Melitaea cinxia (Glanville fritillary) is the source of this 549-nucleotide messenger RNA. RefSeq lists its product as uncharacterized. The transcript has 2 exons. NCBI's taxonomy places the organism in Eukaryota, Metazoa, Arthropoda, Insecta, Lepidoptera, Nymphalidae. The record is from RefSeq and is a predicted model, not a curated record. Bases 1 to 549 code for a protein of 182 amino acids.